Gastrolobium bilobum is the source of this 603-nucleotide messenger RNA. Its product is annotated as syntaxin-32-like. The transcript is spliced from 4 exons. Gene Ontology annotation, molecular function: SNARE binding; SNAP receptor activity. The record is from RefSeq and is a predicted model, not a curated record. The coding region runs from base 1 to 603 and encodes 200 amino acids. Lineage: Eukaryota; Viridiplantae; Streptophyta; Magnoliopsida; Fabales; Fabaceae. Gene Ontology annotation, biological process: vesicle fusion; endoplasmic reticulum to Golgi vesicle-mediated transport; intracellular protein transport. Gene Ontology annotation, cellular component: SNARE complex; endomembrane system; Golgi membrane.
AUGAUAAAUAUUCAUAUACUAAUCCUAAUACUACAACUCAGUGAGUUUAAAGAUGUUCUCACCAUGCGAAUUGAAAACUUGAAAGUACGUGAUAAUAGAAGACAAUUGUUUUCGUCUUCUGCCUCUAAGGAAUCUGUAAAUCCCUUCGUACGUCAACGUCCUCUGGCAACAAAAUUCGCUGCUGCUACUUCUAAUGCCCCUGCACCACCCCCAGGGGCUAGUGGGUCUCCAUCUUCAUCUCAGUUGUUUCCUAAGAAGGGUGUGGAUGGAGAGAGUCAACCAUUGCUGCAACAACAGCAACAACAGGUAGUUCCAUUGCAAGACAGUUACAUGCAAAGCAGAGCUGAAGCUCUUCAGAAUAUUGAGUCCACUGUUCAUGAGUUCAGCAACAUUUUUAAUCAAGUAGCAACACUUGUUUCGCAACAAGGAGAGAUUGCCAUCAGGAUCGAUGAAAACAUGGAUGAUACAUUGGCAAACGUAGAGGGGGCACAAGGGGCUUUGUUGAAGUAUCUGAACAGCAUAUCUUCUAAUAGGUGGCUGAUGAUAAAGAUUUUCUUUGUAUUAAUAUUUUUCCUUAUGGUUUUCUUAUUUUUUGUGGCUUAA